Exophiala oligosperma is the source of this 2016-nucleotide messenger RNA. RefSeq lists its product as uncharacterized. Gene Ontology annotation, molecular function: oxidoreductase activity. Lineage: Eukaryota; Fungi; Ascomycota; Eurotiomycetes; Chaetothyriales; Herpotrichiellaceae. Bases 473 to 1987 code for a protein of 504 amino acids. Gene Ontology annotation, cellular component: cytoplasm. The transcript has 2 exons. The record is from RefSeq and is a predicted model, not a curated record.
GGCGAAUUUGUAAUGAAAUGGGGGCCCAUACCAUUGCCGGGGCCGGCUCCCACAUCACUACCGUGGACUAGGGUCAAAUCAAGUGAGUAUGUGGUGAGACAAGACAGCCUUCACUAUUCCACCUCUGUUGGCAUUUGAUGUUAUCCAGAGAGCAAGAAAAUUCAAAUCUAGGUCCAGCCGGCAUGUUCAGCUUCGUAGCCCCAUGGCUUACCAGAAUCAGUGUUGUUGAUGAGCCGGUCGGUGGGUCAGCCGGCGGGAAAAGCAAGUCUACAGACUGGACGAGGACGCCCGUUAGUCGGCCAGGUUAGUCGCGCGAGAAUCGACUCAUUGGUUACUGUAUCCUUGUCUGCCAAUUCAUAUGGCACUUUAAUACUUGAGAACGCAGCAGAAAACUCGCAGUUGAAAUGUUUCUUGUUGAUCUGUCUGUCCAUUUCAUGAGAAGAGCCACGCUUACUUCUUCGUUCUCGUUCCAAUGUCAUCCUCUGGUAAAAGACCUUGUGAUCCUGCAGUUGUGGACGUCAAGACCACUAACUCUGAGGCAGAGUUUGUGAAGCGCCAGAUCACUGCACCGCCAGGUCUCCCAAGCAAACAGCCAUCAACAUCAGCCUGGCAAGAGCCACCGGGUCCGAUUGCUCAGAUCCAAUCUCAGCAUCUCCCAGAUGCAGUUGACAUUGUCAUUAUCGGUUCCGGGUUGACGGGAUGCGGCGUCGCACAUACUCUGUUGAACCACCCAGCAGCUGCACGGCUCCGCAUUACAGUCCUUGAAGCACGCAAUGCUGUUAGCGGAGCAACAGGCCGCAACGGCGGUCAUCUCGUCUCCAACGCCGCCGAGCUCGUCCCAGGUCUCGUUGCGGACUUCGGGCCAGAAGAGGCUGCCAAGGUUGCACGAUUCAGCGAGGCUGCCAUCAUUCGUCUCAAGGAGAUCGUCGACGGUUUGGACAAAGCUGACCACGAAGCCUCUGAGUUUCGGCACGUUGUCAGCACGAUGGGCUUCCAUGACCAAGAAACCUUUGAGAGCAGUAAGAGGGCAAUCGAGCUCCUUCAGAAAAUAGCACCUUCUACUGGGGUUCUAAAUCACAACAUUAUUUCCGCAGAAGAAGCGAUUGAGAAAUACCGCUACCGGGAUGUUGUUGGUGGCGCGGAGCAGCAUGGAGCGGCGGCUCUGUGGCCUUAUCGAAUGCUCACCGCCGUCUACAAAGAUCUUCUGAACAGGUAUCAAGGUCGAUUUACACUUGAGACCAAUACUCCAGCACUUUCCAUAGAGUCUGGUGUCCCAAUCUCGGAUGGAGAUUCAUUAUACAUUAUCGAGACACCGCGCGGCCAGAUCAGGUCUCGGAAAGUCAUACAUUGUACCAAUGGAUACGCCGGUCACCUGAUUCCAAAGCUCAGAGGCAGCUUGUAUCCGUUGCGCGGGACAAUGUCUGUUCAGAAACCGAGUGCGUCGUUUCCUCGUCUUGGGGAUCAAGUUUCGUGGGCCCAUGGCGGACAACGAAAUCUCGACCCCCGAACUGGUAUAAUGGAUGCGAGUCUGUAUUAUGCACAGCAGAAUGCAGUGACGGGAGAAGUUUGGAUCGGCGGAGACGUUCAACCACUCAGCCAGCUCCUGACCAGCGAUGAUUCCUGCGUUGGGGAAUUAGCUGCCAGAAACCUCAGCACCAUCCUUCCUAGGAUAUUUGACGACGAUGGCUCCCCGGAACCAUUAAAGGUGUGGUCCGGCAUCAUGGCCUUCACUGCCGAUGGCCUACCAAUAGUUGGGAAGCUCCUCUCCUCGUUGACGGAGCGUUCAGGAGACGGAGAAUGGAUCUCUGCUGGGUAUAAUGGCCACGGGAUGGACAAAGGCUGGUUGUGUGGCGAGGCCGUGGCGAGGAUGGUGUUGGAGGAAGAGACUCCUGAGCUUCCGGGUUGUUAUCUCUUGAGUGCGGAGAGACUCAAAAGCUUGACGGUAGACAACGCUGUAGAUAGACUUCUCAACGUGAUCGAGAAGUGAUAUAGCAAUUCCAGGGAACACACGUAGCG